Messenger RNA from Caenorhabditis elegans, 549 nucleotides. RefSeq names its product LysM domain-containing protein (gene lmd-2). NCBI's taxonomy places the organism in Eukaryota, Metazoa, Nematoda, Chromadorea, Rhabditida, Rhabditidae. The record is from RefSeq and is marked reviewed. Bases 36 to 515 code for a protein of 159 amino acids. The transcript is spliced from 3 exons.
UUUCAGUAAAAACGGAGAACGACGUUAAACCAUGAAUGAUGACGAUCCAACCACCGUCGUCGUCAUCAGCAACAGAGUUUUGUCAGCCAGACGAAAGCACAUUCCUUGUUGGUUUUAAUAGGGUUCGAAGAUACGGCACAACCCAAAGUCAAUCUUCACCAGUUACACCAUGUUCAUAUACAAUUUACCAAGUUCAAACCGAUGAUACACUUGAAAGAAUAGCAUUAAAGCAUAAUUGUUCGGUUUCAUCUCUCGUUCGUGCAAACAAGCUUUGGUCUCCCAGCGCCUUGUUCAUGAAGCAAUUCAUUAGAAUACCCAUUUUCAAUUCACAACAACCUAAUCUCAAACCAUCUUUGCAAGAAACUCAAUGCAAAAUUGUGCCUGCCACUACUGAACGGGUCGACAGUAGCCGAGAAGAAAAAUCUAUGAAAGAUAUUUUACAGCGCAUAGAUCGGAACAUCAAAUCGUUUCGGAAAUGUGAUAACCCUAGCAGCUCAGCUUAUGAUCAUAUUUAAAUUAUUUUUGAAAUAAAUCUGUUGUCAAAGUAAA